UGCAUUCAGCAAUUAAUGCUGAGCCACUGUUCGGCACUUUGAGGGAAGGAUGUCAUCGGAUCCCCAAGAUAAAAGAAACUACAGUGUAGCUUUCACAGAGCCUGAAAAGGGAAGACAAGGAGGCAUGCCUGCAGCUUUUCCUAGACAGCCUCUAGCUGACUCCAUCAUGCUAUCAUCCAUGCUAUCAGAAUCAAAGGUGCCAAGUCAAAAUCAAGACUCUUGUGACAUUCCCAAAGUAAAUCAGGCUUAUGGGGCGACAGUUAGUUUACGGCCAUAUGACAUGAUAGGAGGAAGCCUCAGGAUGCCGCACAACAGGAAAGUGCUGAGACGCAGCAGCAGCAUCAUUGGAGGAUCUGCAGACAUUGAGAUGCUGGUUGAAAGUAAGGCAGGCACAGCCAGCUUGAAAAGCCUGGAUAUUACACAAAGAGAAGAAUCCAGAUCCGAGAAAAAGGUAGAACUCUCUCCGGGCAAAAAGCUGUCAAAAAGUUUCUCCCAGAGCUGUGUUUAUGUCAGCACUGAUAGGAAGGACAGUAAGAGGUGUUCGGGCACAGGCACCAGUCAGAAGCACUCCAAGCAGUGUCGAGCGUUGCCGUUGCGGAAGCUGGACACCAGCACCUGGAGGUGCCGUGGUCCCUUUAGCUACUGCUUCCUGAGCAGGGGAAAUGAUGACAAUGAUGAUGAAGAUGAUGGAGACAGCCAUCAGCUCUCGUGUCUCUUCGAACCGGAGAUCGCGUGUGAGCUCGCAGAACCAGCCAGUCAGUCUUUUUCUAGUGAAAAUGAUGAGAAAGACUUGGAGUCCCCAAAAGCUGCUGAGUUCCCACAAGACGAGGCAGUUAAUGAACAUGAGAAGAGCAGUGCUGACACUCAAGGUGGCCAAAUUGAUGUGAAUCUCAAUGAUGUGGCCUUUGAUGCACGAAUCACACAAAUAAAUGUGAUGAAAGAGAAGACGUAUGCAAUGCCUGAUGGAUUUAUUGCAGCACAAAAGGAUGCCAAUGAGUUACUCUCACUGGUCCGAGCAAGCAUGGGCAAGAGAGAAGAUUUACAUCCUGAAACAUAUGACCUUAAACUUUCUAAAUACAAACAACUGUUAUCUAUGGAAUCUAGACAGUUGGGAAGUGCCUGCAGGAAAAUGGCCAUGGCUGAUAAAAGCCCUGAGGAAAUGCUUUUAGCUAUGACUUCCAGCUUUCAAGUACUCUGUUGCUUAACAGAAGCCUGCAUGCGUUUAGUUAAAGUCAUGAACUCUGAAACUCAGCAGCAGGAAAUUAUAGCUAAGAUAGAUGAGGUUGUAAUAAACUACAUUUGUCUUCUGAAGGCUGCAGAAGCCGUGUCAGGCAAGACCUCCAGUGAUCCUAGCAUUAAACUCUUGGCUCGACAUUCAACUACCAUGGCCGCUAUUGUAAGCACACUAACACGUUCUCUUAAAAUGCUUUUAAACAAAUAAAAUACAAAAGUCACUUCAUAAUCUACCUUUGCAAAGCCAUACAUAAAAAAAACUUUUAUUUACUCUAUGUGUAUGAACUAAUGUAACAAAUCCAGCUCUCUCUGUAUAUUUUGUUAUUUUAUAUAAAAUAGGUAAGCGAUUAAAAACAAGAUAAAAUACUGAACACUGGCAACAGUGCUGACCAGAUCUGUCCUUCCGUUUAUACAAAAACAAAAGCCAAAAAAUCCCCUCUUCCCAUGACCAGAAAAACAAACGGAAAAAAUCCCGUGGAGGAGCAAAUUGACUUUUGGCUAUUUUUCAUAUAGUCAAACCUAUGGUUGUAUGAAGUGAACUUUUAAAGUCUGUUAUGUCAAUGAAGUUGUUUUCUGUUUCAUCCAAGUUUUCACUUGGAGAAUGCUCCAUAUUUAGAAAUGAAAAAUGAAAUCAUAAUGUACAUAACACAAUAUUUAAUGUUUUAAAAUUAUAAUUUUUAAGCAUUGAAAAUAGCAAAGAGACAUUUAAAAUCCAAGAGACUAUUAUAAGUUACUAGAGAAUAUAUAUAUAAUAAAUGACUCUUUUGUUCAUAUUGCCUGAAUUACCUGAUUCUUCUUUUCUAGAAAGUCUAUAUUAAAAAAAAAAAAAAAAAAAAAGUAUUGAAUAUGCCGACUUUAGAGGGUAUCUGAUGUAUUGAACAUUACAGUGUUGCAUUUCAGACAGUGAACGUAACUGUGGAAGACAUACUGAGGACAUAGGAACCAGAAUGGUGGUGGUCUCUGAAAUGAGAAUUUGAUGCCAUACUGAUCAGAUCAGAAUGUAUAGGGCAGAUCUGCCCUGGUAAAUGAGAGACACAACCGUCAGGAAAUUCCUUUGCUGUUUACUGUUUCAUCAUAAAUCUAUGGUGCAUCUGAACAACAUGAA
Phasianus colchicus (ring-necked pheasant) is the source of this 2338-nucleotide messenger RNA. Lineage: Eukaryota; Metazoa; Chordata; Aves; Galliformes; Phasianidae. The record is from RefSeq and is a predicted model, not a curated record.